AUGUACAUACAUCAGUCAAGAAAUAAUGAAUGUAAUCAAUCUGAUUCAUCAAUACCAUUGUUCUAUAAUCAAAAUUCAAUAAAUUUAUGUCAAUCAAAUAAUUUACCUUCUUAUUUAGUGAACAGUAAUCAAAGUACAAUCGUCAAUUUUGCUACAGAUUCAUCAAACAGAUGCAAUAUUUUGAAAAAUCUUGAUCCAAUUAAUAUACCACCAUUGUUUACUAGUGCAAAAGCAUCUCUCUAUACUCGUUAUACACCAAAAGAUUGGUCGAAUUUUGAAUGUAACCAAUUUACAAAUGCUAAUGAAAUUUUAAAUGAUAGUCAAAAACUAACUAAAGAAAGUGACCUUUUAGCUUGUGAAAUAGACAAACAAGUGUGUGCAAAUCAAUGGAAAUCCACAAAUGAAAUUUUGAUUAUCAAACAAGAAAUCAGUUUUUGGAAAAAUGAAAUUGAAAAAUUACGUCAAAAAUUAAAUGAUACUAUUAAUGAAUUAGACGUAAAACGACAACAAAUAGAGUAUUUUCUAAAUCGUACAGCAUCAAGACUUAAAAUAGUUCAAGAAAAUUUAUAUGAACGUGAAAAACGUCAAACUAUUGAUCUUAUUCAUGAUAAUGUAGAUCGUGAAUUAAUCAAAUUAAUCGAUAUUCUUAUUGAUGCAAAAAACUCUAUUGACAAUGGCAUGAUUGAAAGAAUUAAUAAACAAAUUCAUUUAAAUCGAGAAAGACUAUGUCAAUUGGAAAUCGAAGCAAACAAUAAAUCUUAUGCUCUUAUAUUAGAAAAUGCUACACUUUAUUUAACCAAUACAUUACCAUGUUUUAGUAAUUGUAAAAAUAGUUUUUCAGGAGGUAUCACUUAUUUAAAUUGGUUGAAACAUACGAAGACUGUUGUUGAACAAACCUAUUGUGAAAUUCAAACAUCAAAUGAAUUAAUUCAUUCAGUAAAAAAUUUCUUUCAUAUUGAACAAAAUAUUUUCGAUCAAUGGCAAACUGUUGGUAUAGUAUUGGAACAACGUAUUCAUGAAAUACAAUGUGUUCGUAAUCGUUUACAAGAUCAAUUCAAUGAAAUUAAUGAAAAGAUUUUAAAUACAGAAAAAACGAUUGAAUUUUUGAAAAAAACAAUUCAAGAUAAAGAAGUUUUUAUUAAUAUAAUUCAAUGUCGAAUAUCUUUUCUUUCUAUGAAGCCAGUAUUAGAAAAUAUAAAUGAUCGUGAAUAUUCAAAACUUUCUGAAGAAUUUAAUAAUUUGAACUAUUCCAUUGAUAAUUUACAGAAAAAAUUAUUCGAAGAAGAAUAUAUUUUACAACAUUUAUUUCGUCUUAAAGCAACUAUUGAAGAAGAUUUAGCUAUUAAAAAUAAUUCAUUAUUUAUUGAUGAACAAAAAGUUAUUGGUUUACGGCGUACUUUUCCAUUCACUUCAUAA
Messenger RNA from Rotaria sp. Silwood1, 1416 nucleotides. The record is from the annotation of a GenBank genome assembly. NCBI's taxonomy places the organism in Eukaryota, Metazoa, Rotifera, Eurotatoria, Philodinida, Philodinidae.